Molecule: messenger RNA, 1320 nt
Organism: Aethina tumida (small hive beetle)
Lineage: Eukaryota; Metazoa; Arthropoda; Insecta; Coleoptera; Nitidulidae
Gene: RfC4
Product: replication factor C subunit 2
Exons: 6
Coding region: 219-1253 (344 amino acids)
Biological process (GO): DNA repair; DNA-templated DNA replication
Cellular component (GO): DNA replication factor C complex; nucleus
Molecular function (GO): DNA binding; ATP hydrolysis activity; DNA clamp loader activity
Source: RefSeq, a predicted model, not a curated record
CAGCACACUAUUUUCAAAAUUAUACCAUUAAAUUUAAAUAAUUUUGCAAUGCUCUUGACAUAUGAUAUUUAAUAAAUUAACAGUUUUAACAAAUUCUAGCAUCAGCGGAUUUUUAGUAUUCUAACCUUUAAACGGUUAUAUAUUUGUUUCCAAUUGGAGGGAAAAUCUCUCUCUUAAUUCUUGUUAUCCAAUAAUUUUCCAAGUGUUUUCAAAUAAAAAUGGAUGAAAUGGAUGUGGACGUUGUUCCUCAGACCUCCAAGAAAGCUUCCACGUACAAAAAACACAACACGAACGUUCCAUGGAUAGAAAAGUAUCGUCCUCAAAAGUUUGACGAAAUUGUAGGCAAUGUGGACACGUUACAACGUCUGGAGAUCUUCUCCAAACAAGGAAACGUCCCCAACAUUAUCAUAGCAGGGCCUCCUGGUGUGGGAAAAACAACUACGAUAUUAUGUUUGGCUCGUAUUUUACUGGGUGAUGCAUUUAAAGAUGCCGUACUUGAAUUGAAUGCCUCAAAUGAAAGGGGUAUUGAUGUGAUUCGUAACAAAGUCAAAACUUUUGCUCAACAAAAAGUCACACUACCUCCUGGACGCCACAAAAUUAUAAUACUCGACGAAGUCGACAGUAUGACUGAUGGUGCACAGCAAGCUUUAAGAAGAAUCAUGGAGAUUUACAGCAACACCACAAGAUUUGCGUUGGCGUGCAACUACAGUGAAAAAGUAAUAGAACCAAUACAAUCCCGAUGUGCCAUUUUAAGAUACUCCAAACUUACUGAUGAACAAGUUUUGGCUCGUAUAGUAACAAUUGCCAAACAAGAAAAUAUUAAUUAUACUACAGAUGGCUUGGAGGCGAUCGUGUUUUCGGCGCAAGGCGACAUGAGACAAGCAUUGAACAAUCUGCAGUCGACUUGUAACGGUUUUGGCGUCGUUAAUCAGGAAAAUGUUUUUAAAGUAUGCGACGAACCGCACCCACUUUUGGUCAAGGAAAUGCUCAACCACUGCAUCUAUGGAGAACUUCGAAAGGCUUACAAGAUUAUUGAGCACUUGUGGAAUUUAGGAUACGCCGCCGAGGACAUAAUAAAAAACAUAUUUAAGGUGUGCAAAAAUUUAGACAUGGAUGAACCUUUGAAGCUCAAGUUUAUUAAAGAAAUUGGAGUCACUCAUAUUAAAGUUGUUGAUGGCAUGGGCACUUUGAUACAACUAUCCGGAUUAUUGGCGAGGCUUUGCAUUGCUUCUGCUGGAUUACUGGAUAAAUAAUUAUUUCUAGUACCAUUUAUUGUUUAUACUAUUGUUUAAUUAAAUUGUACCUUUAUUGUCUUUUUAA